AUGCUUUACUUUAAAUUGUUGUUAUUAUUUGCUAUCUCGGUAUUUGCCGAUUUCGAUUUGUUCAAAAGAGAUCAUGACGAUUGUAACGUUGCCAACAUUGAAGCUUGUCGUGAGGCAAACAAGAUGAAGUAUGUCAAUUGUGAAAUCUACGAUAACGAUAGUGACUACGAAUCAGACUCAGAGGAAGAAUACUAUGCUGAGAAACAAAAGGAUCGUUGUGUCUGCAAUUUACAAGAUGAAUACUACACCAAAGUGAGUGAAUGUGCCAAACAAUGUGGUAAUUCAUAUGAAUUGAAGCCUGAAUUUCUCAAGAGUAAAGCAUGUUCUCAAGCCCUGAGCAUCAAGCCAAGGUUUGCUGCCUAUGUUUCAUCAAGAGAUCAGACAGGAACACCAGCUUGGUCAGUGACAGCUAUUACACUGGCUGUACCAAGUACCGAAGCUAUGUCUUUGAAAUUUUCCAAGGCUGAAGCUUCCAUAAAACCCCUUGCUGACUCUAACAGUAUGUCUGCUAGAUCUGAAGGCUCUUCCAGUAGUUCUGCUGCCACAGCAUCUUCAAUGGAGGGCUCUUCUACUGCAAAAGCUGGUAUAACUGAGCCUGCUACAACCUCAACACAGAGCUCCUCUAAUUUUGCUGUUACCGUUGGCUGUGGGUCAUUGAUUUUGUUGAUCUUGUUAUCUUUAUUGUAG
Lodderomyces margitis is the source of this 687-nucleotide messenger RNA. RefSeq lists its product as uncharacterized. The coding region runs from base 1 to 687 and encodes 228 amino acids. The record is from RefSeq and is a predicted model, not a curated record. NCBI's taxonomy places the organism in Eukaryota, Fungi, Ascomycota, Pichiomycetes, Serinales, Debaryomycetaceae. The transcript has a single exon.